AUGUCAAAUAUAUGGUCGGUUUUUCAAGUAAGUACGGCACUAUCGUACAUUUCAAGCAAAUCUGAAUCAAAUAUGGAGAGUUCUCUUUAUCAAACUUUGGAGACAUACAAUUCCGAAAAUAUUAUAAAAGCAUCUGUUCUGGCCAGUGUAUGGCUGAGUUAUCAAAACAAGAGUAUGACCUUUGACGAGGUUUUGACAGAGGCUGGAAAUUAUUUCCAAGAAUAUACUGGCUUAGAAGAUUCUAAUAAAUAUCCAAUUGUUGUGGAAAUUAAACCAAGUGGUGGACCGGCAUGUGAAUCUUUGUUCACUCUGUACAGACGCUUACCAGGCAAUCAACAAAGCAACAUGAAGAACAAUAAUGCUUCAAAUGUUUUCAUUAGUGAAUGGCCGAAAUUUCCUGUUUACGUGAAACAUCUCAAUGUUGAAUCUAUCCAACAAGAUGAAUUCAUAGCCAGGACAGCGGAAUUCAGUGAACAGUUGAUAAAUAUGAAUGUUAACUUCAGUUCAGAUCCAUAUUAUUGGAUUAUAUAUAAUGAAGGAGGUGAUGCAGAGAUCUGGAUCAAAGCUGAUUAACGCUGAUCAUCAUUAAUCAGAUCAAUGAUAGAGUAUACACAUAUCAUGAUUUGUGAAACAUCUCAGGGCAGUAGAAUUCUGCUUAUUUUUAUAAAUUAUAUAUAUGUUAUAUAUUUUAGAUUUUAUUUGGAAUUAUAUAAGAUAUUUCUUUUCAA
Messenger RNA from Trichobilharzia szidati, 728 nucleotides. The record is from the annotation of a GenBank genome assembly. Lineage: Eukaryota; Metazoa; Platyhelminthes; Trematoda; Strigeidida; Schistosomatidae.